ACUCCGAUCGAACCGUCAAUAUGGCCGCGGCCGAUGUUCGCGACAUGCUGGAUUUGCCCGCAGAAGGGCAACCCAGACCACACAAGAAGCAGAAGGUGGUCGAAAAGCGACCAGAGGGCAUUACCCGUGAAUUGUACGCGCUACUGGGCGAAAGGGCGCCACCAAUCGCCAUUAAUGAGAACAAGUACAAGGGCCGUCCAAAAUGGAUGAACAAGCUGCGCGUUCGACCAUGGAGCAUGACACCGUUCACGAACAAUGCCCGUUCGGACGGCCUGGUUUUGAACCACUGGCAGAGAAAACACGAGUCGGCGCGACCACCUGUUCCCGCACCUGCACCCGCACCCUCAGAAUCCCAGAUGGAAGUGGAUCAGCCCAAGCAAGAAGAGAAAGAGGACGUACCGAAACUGCCAGAGCAGGAAUAUGCCUUCGCCAAGUACAACGUCAAACCGCGCUUGCCCCGUCGGUACACAGACGACGAGUACAAUCGACAUCUUCAAAGUGAUGACUGGUCGCGCGAGGAAACAGAUUAUUUGGUGGAUCUCGUCACGGAAUACGACAUUCGCUGGGUGCUGAUCGCAGAUCGUUAUGACUACCAACCACGAAUGGACACACAGCCGGAUGCGAAUGCCCUUGUUCCUGCGAAACACCAUCGGACAAUGGAGCAGAUGAAAGCGCGAUACUAUUACAUUGCUGCAACAAUGCUCUCACUAGAACACCCACCCUCAGAGAUGUCUGAGGCCGAGUUCGAUCUACACGAAAAGAUGCUCAAGUUCGACCCCGACCGAGAGCGCGACCGUAAAGAACUAGCCGCCCUUCAGCUCAACCGCACAGCCGACGAGGUCCGCGAGGAGGCAAUGCUACUCGAAGAAUUGAAGCGCAUCACAAGCAACGAGCAGAACUUCAUCACCGAACGCCGAGAACUCUACUCUCGCCUCGAGGUUCCCAUCAGCGUCGGCAACACCACAAUGUAUCAGUCCAGCGCGGGUCUUUCCCAGCUCUUGCAGACUCUACUGCAAGCCGAUAAGAGCAAGAAACGCCGCUCCAUCCUCGGCGAUGGUGCCAUCCCAAGUCCUGCCGGUCAGACUCCAACUACCGCAGGUGGCCUAGGCCGAGCCGAGACCCCCGUGUCACAGGCCGCAAGCAAGAAGGGAGCUAUUGCAUCAAAGGAGAUCAAUCAAAUGGUACGCACGCUCACCCCAGCGGAGGAAGCAAAGUACGGCGUCCAGCAUCACGAGCGUGUCUCCGCAGGCGUGCAAUUCCGCAGCGACCGUGCGCAGCGACUCACGCAGGCCAAGUCCAACGUGCAAACGCAGAAACUGGCCAAUGCUCUAUCCGAGCUUGAGAUCCCUGUGCGCCUGUUCAUGCCUACUGAGCGUGUAUGCAAGGAUUUCGAGAAACUCAUUCAGUCUGUCAACAUGCUUCUCGACGCGCGCAAGGUGUCCGAAAAAGUUGAAAGUGAGAUCCGUGUACUUGAAGCCGCGAAAAUGGAGCGCGAGCGCAAACUACGAGAAGCUGCUGGUAUCACGGGGCCAAGUGCUGACCCCGGACAUCCCCAUGUGAAGAAAGAGACUGAAGACGGCGAUGCUGGCGUUUUGGGUCAUUCUACUGCCCCACAGAACACACAGGGGACUGGUGCUCAACAAGGGAUGGUAAUCACAAGCGGUCUGCUAGUGUGCUCAGUGGCGCAAGCGACAAGAGCAACAAGCGGCAGAGGAGAUAGGUGA
Penicillium mononematosum is the source of this 1724-nucleotide messenger RNA. RefSeq names its product SANT/Myb-like DNA-binding domain-containing protein. Gene Ontology annotation, molecular function: transcription corepressor activity. The transcript has 3 exons. Bases 21 to 1724 code for a protein of 567 amino acids. Gene Ontology annotation, biological process: negative regulation of transcription by RNA polymerase II; DNA repair; chromatin remodeling. Gene Ontology annotation, cellular component: NuA4 histone acetyltransferase complex; Swr1 complex. The record is from RefSeq and is a predicted model, not a curated record. Lineage: Eukaryota; Fungi; Ascomycota; Eurotiomycetes; Eurotiales; Aspergillaceae.